Molecule: messenger RNA, 1248 nt
Organism: Aspergillus pseudotamarii
Lineage: Eukaryota; Fungi; Ascomycota; Eurotiomycetes; Eurotiales; Aspergillaceae
Exons: 1
Coding region: 157-1110 (317 amino acids)
Source: RefSeq, a predicted model, not a curated record
GGGUUUCCCCAGGCCUUCCAUCCUCGCCUCUUAUUUUUUUUUUUAUCACCAGACCCUCCAGAGAAUAACCUGGGGUUGUCCGUGGUUUAGAACCACGUUACUCAUUCUGAACGGUCUUAUUCUAUACACCAUCUGCUCUUUUGUCAGGAAUCCACCAUGGGUGUGAUUCGUCUACCACGUCCAACGGGUGUUUACGUGCCUACUUCUCCUGCUCGCAGUCUUACAACCGAUAUGAUCUCUAGCCCCCUUUCUCCUGACUUUACCUUUGACUCGGAGACUCUUCCUCCUUCAAUUCUCCCCGCCCUCGAGUACAUCUCCUACAAGCUCGAACAGAAGAUGAUGCAUGCCACGUUGCUAGUGGGUCGUGGAAAGCCAUAUCCCACCGGCGAACCAUCCGACCUUAUGGUAAUUCCCAUCGAGGAGCUUGACCAACAAACUUGGCGCACCGUCUACCGCGCCGUGGUCAAAGCCGCCAGCAAGUUCUCACUGGGUCAGAGCUGGACCGACGCCCUAAACCGCAGUCAAUACGAGCGCCAGGCCAACGAGUACCUGGUCCAACAGUCGAUUAUGCAGAACGAGGUCAUUUUCAGCCGAGAAGGCCUCACGCUGCUCAAUGUAGACCGAAUCUACACAUUCAAACGCCGGCUGUGCAUCCUUUCCAAUCAAGGCAAAAAUCCCGAAGCGUCCUGCGUCACAUCCUGCGUGCAGCUCCUGCAUCGUACCAUUGGGGAUUUUCAGGGUCGCCCGUUCAGUAAAGCAUUCUUCCACCGUGUAUAUGAACAGCUCGACGUGCGAGAUGAACUCCUGACCCACAUUGCCCAAACUUAUAAGAAACAAUUCGGCCAGGAAGGGAUUAUCUUGCCGCCGCGGGCACGGGCUGAGCAUAGCAGCCGGAACUCCCCGAAGCGCACCGUUCGGGCGCGCAUGGAGGCCAAUCCCCCGAGAUAUAGGGCUGUUCCGGCAAAGCGGGGACCCAAGACCCCACAAUCUGCUUCUGAUGUUACCCCGAUUACGAGGAACGAGUGGAACAUACUCAAUUCCAAUCUGCAACAGACUAAGCCCACCGUCACCAAAUGGACACCGUCGCCAACUGUUCUCGCCGCCGCUUGAUUUGGGGAAUGGAGAGCUAGAUGUCGGUUGGCAUCACAUGCUUAACCCUUACUUUCCUACUCCCGAGUCGAAAGACUGUAGGGUGUUCUGCUUCGUUGCGGCUAGAACAUUCCGAGAUGGUUCGUAACCAUUCAUCAU